Molecule: messenger RNA, 4264 nt
Organism: Drosophila pseudoobscura
Lineage: Eukaryota; Metazoa; Arthropoda; Insecta; Diptera; Drosophilidae
Gene: 5-HT1A
Product: 5-hydroxytryptamine (serotonin) receptor 1A
Exons: 10
Coding region: 464-2998 (844 amino acids)
Biological process (GO): G protein-coupled dopamine receptor signaling pathway; adenylate cyclase-activating adrenergic receptor signaling pathway
Cellular component (GO): plasma membrane
Molecular function (GO): dopamine neurotransmitter receptor activity, coupled via Gs; G protein-coupled receptor activity
Source: RefSeq, a predicted model, not a curated record
GAGGAAGUCGAAACAGAACAGAACAGAACAGAAAGAAAAGAACAGAACAGAGGGAAAGAAAAGCGAAAGCGAAAGCCAAAAGCCAAAAUUGUAAAUGCUCCGUGUAAACACUUGAAAGCUCGUUAGGAUAAUACAUCCUGUGCCUGCCACCACACACACGCACACAAAUAAACGAGAAAGGGACAUCGGUAGAGGGCACAAAGGGCAUCUCCUUGUGUCACCAUGCGCCGCCAACAGUGUCUGAGUAGCCGCCAUCAGGACAAGCAGCAGCACCUCAGCCAGUACUACCAGCACAGCCACAGCUGCACCCACACUCACAGAGCCACACAGCAGGUACAGGACGAGUGCCCUUUUCAGGCCAUUGCCAUUGCAUAGUCGCGCUUCCGUUUCCGUCUGCUCACUCGCUUGCCUCAUUUCCGCUGCGGCUGCAAUUAAGCGAACAACCCCGAAAAGUAUCAGCAAAAUGGCGCGCGAGACCAAAUUUAACGAUGCACUCGACUACAUUUACAUAGCCAAUACCAUGAAUGAUAACGCCUAUCUCAUAGCGGAGCCCCAGCCCGAUCUCCCCGAUGACGACCACGACAAGGACGAUGAUGAGGAGGAGCAAGAGGCAGAGGAUACGAACAAUAACAAGCAGAGAAAGCAUUACUAUGGCUCUGGGCCUGAAAAGAGAAAACAUUUCCGGAGCUCCCUAGCGCUGAGUGCAACUACCACCGACCCUACCACCGGCCCUACCUCACCCCUGACCACAGCCGCCCUAGCCGCAGCUGCAGCGAGUGCCUCAGUGGCCGCCGCAGCAGCCAGGAUCACAGCCAAGGCUGCCCACCGAGCUCUGACCACCGCAGGAGGAUCGAGCAAUGGCAAAGAGGUGGCGUUGGCGACGGCGACAGCGACAGCGACGGCGACGACGCUCCAGCUUAUCGAUCUGGACAACAAUUAUACGAAUGUGGCCGUGGGCCUGGGGGCGAUGCUGCUCAAUGACACACUGCUUCUGGAGGGCAGCAACAACGACUCAAUGCUGGGCAUCUUCGGUGACAUGGGGAAUCGGAGCGGGCAACUGGAUAUGGUCAAUGGCAGUGCGGGGAGCAAUGUGACGACCAGCGAAGUGGCAGAAGAUGAUUUCACGCAUCUGCUGCGGAUGGCAGUAACCUCGGUGCUGCUUGGCCUGAUGAUACUGGUCACCAUCAUUGGCAAUGUGUUUGUUAUAGCCGCCAUCAUAUUGGAGCGAAAUCUGCAGAACGUGGCCAAUUAUCUGGUGGCCUCGCUGGCCGUGGCCGAUCUGUUUGUGGCCUGCCUGGUGAUGCCCCUGGGAGCCGUGUACGAGAUCAGCCAGGGCUGGAUACUCGGCCCGGAGCUGUGCGAUAUCUGGACCUCCUGCGACGUCCUCUGCUGCACUGCCUCCAUUCUGCACUUGGUGGCCAUAGCCGUGGAUCGCUAUUGGGCGGUGACCAACAUUGACUACAUCCAUUCGAGGACCAGCAACCGGGUCUUCAUGAUGAUCUUCUGUGUGUGGACGGCGUCGGUGAUUGUCUCGCUGGCGCCGCAGUUCGGCUGGAAGGAUCCGGACUAUCUGCAGCGCAUCGAGCAGCAGAAGUGCAUGGUCUCGCAGGAUGUCUCCUAUCAGGUCUUUGCCACCUGUUGCACGUUUUAUGUGCCGCUGCUUGUUAUCCUGGCGCUUUAUUGGAAAAUCUAUCAAACGGCCCGCAAACGCAUUCAUCGUCGCCGACCGCGUCCGGUCGAGACGGCCGUCAAUAAUAAUCAGCCGGAUGGAGGUGCGGCAAGCGAUACAAAACUUAAUCGACUGCGUCUACGCCUUGGAAGAUUCUCAACGGGCAAGACCAAGGGCGGAAACCUAGCCGGAGGAGCUGGAGGAGGGGCGGCAGCAGCAGCAGCAGCGGCAGGAGGCGGUGGUGGUGGCUCCACCGGCACGGCCCUGUGCCUGGUCGAAGGAAACUCAACAAAUACGGUCAACACUGUGGAGGACACCGAGUUCAGUAGCUCGAAUGUGGAUAGCAAGAGUCGUGCUGGCGUCGAGGCACCCAGCACAUCGGGCAACCAGAUAGCCACCGUCUCCCACCUGGUGGCCCUGGCCAAGCAGCAGGGCCAGGCGGCAACAAAGUCGGUGGCAACCAAUGGCGCUGUAGAGAUUGGCAACGGAAAGCAGGAGGCAGCAGCCACAACCGCAACAUCAGCAACGCCGGCGGUGGCCACGGGCACAGCAUCAGCAGCAGCGUUAGCAGCAGCAUCGCCCACAGAGGAUGGGGAGGACAGCGCACUGGGCAAGGCGAAUGGCUCUGGGGUUGCCGUGGAGGUGCUUGAGGAUCCGCAACUGCAACAGCAGCUGGAACAAGUGCAGCAGAUACAAAAAACUGCCAAAUCCGGUGGCGGUGGGGCCAGCACUUCGAAUGCCACCACGAUUACAUCGAUAUCGGCACUCUCCCCGCAGACACCCACUUCGCCGACAGGGGGUGAGGGCGGCCCAGUGGCACCGCAGGCCGCCGGUCCGAUGACGGCAAGAACCAGUACGCUGACAAGCUGCAACCAGGAACAUCCGCUGUGCGUCUCUACCAGCUCCAUACCCGUGACGCCCGAGCCGCGAUCCAAGCAGCACCCAGGCUCGGCCGCAGCCGGAGCACCCCAUCCGACGGCGUCCCAUCAGCAGCUGUCGAGCAUUGCCAAUCCCAUGCAGAAGGUGAACAAGCGCAAGGAGACGUUGGAGGCGAAGCGCGAACGGAAGGCGGCCAAAACACUGGCCAUCAUCACGGGCGCAUUCGUGGUCUGCUGGCUGCCCUUCUUCGUGAUGGCCCUAACGAUGCCACUGUGCGACGCCUGCCAGAUCAGCGACAGCGUGGCCUCGCUCUUCCUCUGGCUGGGCUACUUCAACUCCACCCUCAAUCCGGUUAUCUACACCAUCUUCAGCCCGGAGUUUCGGCAAGCUUUCAAGCGCAUUCUAUUCGGCGGACACCGACCAGUCCACUAUCGCAGUGGGAAGCUUUAGAUAGUGCAUGCGAAGAGGCGAAGACGCUUCUGCUAAGCCUGCAAGUGGAUGCAGGUCUUACCUCUUCGGCUAUACACAACAGCUUCGGGGCAGAGCAAAUCCAACGUAUACUAAAGAUGACUUUAGACGAUGCAUGGGAGGCACGCCUGGAACAACCCAACCCCUAGAUCGUACGAGUGUAAAUAGCUAAGCUAAAUGUGGUUAAAUUAAUGUUAACGUUUACCUAUGCAAAUACGAGUACUAUAUUAUAGUUAAUUCGCUGUUAGAUCUAGCUUAAUUUAUAAAUGCCAAGUGGAGACUGUUUUUGGAAGCAAACUGAAGCGUUGAAUUGAUUGAAAUGCCACCAAGAGAUACAAAACACCUAUAUAUAAUCAAAAUAAUUAGUUUUAAGCGGCUAACCCCCCAUACACGAGUAAAUAUAUGUACCUAUAUACUAUAUAUAUACAAAUACUUAGAGAUCUCUAAUUCCUAAACUUUUUAUGUGUGUUUUGAACUUGAUGUGAAUUGUAUAUGUACUUAGACAUAGCUCUAUAGAUGAUAGAUAGCAUUCCCUCUCUCUCUCACUCUCUCUAACUCUUCUGCUUCGAGGGAACGGGUCAUGGGAAGUGAAGGGAGGCCAAGGCAUUGGAAUCGUUAUAACUGAAGCGAGUACUCGAUUAUGUAUAUUGUAUAUGUAUAUUAUAGCUAUAUGGCGCCUCUAUCUAGCGACAUUUAAUGUGUGCAAUGAUCUGAGCGAUCGAUUUGAGCAUCGUACUAUACUGUAGGUACAUAAUAUCGAUAGAUUCUAUUGUAAAGUAAAUUACUCGCAUUGUCGAACCCAAAAACAAGAAACCAGUUUAAAUGAAAUUUAAACGUAUUGUUAAAGACACACAUAUUUAAAUUAUACGAGUGUAUGUACAUUUAAAGCUGUUGUACGAUUACUAAAUACUAAGGACGAGUUAUUAUGGUUAUUAUGGGCAAGGAUUUCUUUGAAUAAGAUCGCAUAUUGUUAGCAGAAGGUUCGUUCGCCUAAGGUGGCCGCGAAAACUUGUAAUAUUUGAAGAGCAAACUACUUUCGGGAAAAAUGGGUAAAACAUAAUUAGUAAAACCAAGCAGACACGCAACAAAUAGAGUGCGGCAUAUUCUAGUUAAGAUUAAGCGAAUAUCACAAUGUUUUACAAACUACUCGAAAUCAAAAUCAAAACUCUACAAAAUCCUUAAGCAGAAACCAUUUCUUAGCCGCUAAGUGUUUACAAAUACAUGUCUAUAUACGGAUAACAAUAGAAC